AUGUUGAUUAAAGCUAAUCUGUUGGCCUUGUCACAGGCUUUGCUUGCACUAGAAGCAUUAUCUUCUCCGGCGACCACCGAGUCUGCACCCAUCAUCGACUUAGGUUAUGCUCGGUACCAGGGCGACUUCAGAUGGGCAGCUCCGCAGCCUCCAUCGACCAUCGCUGGGGUUCAACAAGCUACCACCAACACAAAUAACUGUUAUCAAGCGCCCAUCGGCAAUUCUUCGACAAAUCCUUAUGAAAACACCUCUACGAGGAAAAGGGCUUUGCAUCCGAUAGUGUAUACACUCCCGGAAGCGAAGUGGUGGCCACACCAUCGGGAGGGCUCCCAGUUGUCGUAUGGAUUCACGGAGGAGGGUAUUUCAGGAGCUGCGAGUUUAUACAAUGGCGCAGAUCUAACUAUGGAAUCGAAUUAUGGUGUCAUUACUGUCUUGGUGCAGUACCGCCUCGGUUUAUUCGGUUUCCUACCUGGGAAAGCGGUCAAAGAAGGGGGUGCACUCAAUGCUGGACUACUCGACCAAAAUUAUGCUUUACAGUGGGUUCAGGCCUACAUAAGUAGUUUCGGUGGGGACCCAACGAAGGUAACGAUUUGGGGACAAUCUGCUGGUGCCGGUUCUGUGCUACAGCAUCUUGUUGCUCAUGGAGGAAACACGCAGCCUCCCCUCUUCAGAGCUGCCAUGACGAGUUCUGCGUUCUUGCCAUCACAAUACAACUAUAACGACCGAAUUCCGGAGAUGGUGUACAGUGAGGUCGUCGAUGGAACAAAGUGA
Suillus paluster is the source of this 771-nucleotide messenger RNA. Its product is annotated as Alpha/Beta hydrolase protein. The transcript has 9 exons. The record is from RefSeq and is a predicted model, not a curated record. Lineage: Eukaryota; Fungi; Basidiomycota; Agaricomycetes; Boletales; Suillaceae. The coding region runs from base 1 to 771 and encodes 256 amino acids.